Messenger RNA from Oncorhynchus masou masou (cherry salmon), 3720 nucleotides. It is a transcript of the gene lcor, whose product is annotated as ligand dependent nuclear receptor corepressor. Gene Ontology annotation, biological process: regulation of transcription by RNA polymerase II. The record is from RefSeq and is a predicted model, not a curated record. Gene Ontology annotation, cellular component: nucleus. The transcript is spliced from 7 exons. Bases 20 to 2062 code for a protein of 680 amino acids. Gene Ontology annotation, molecular function: DNA binding. NCBI's taxonomy places the organism in Eukaryota, Metazoa, Chordata, Actinopteri, Salmoniformes, Salmonidae.
CGGGAGGGCCCGGUAGAAAAUGGCGAGUCUGUGCAAAAGGCAGCAAUGCACGAUCGAGAGGCGCGGCUUUCGGCAGGAACUUGACUCGUGGCGACACAAACUCAUUCACUGUGUAGGGUUUGAAAGCAUUUUGGAAGGGCUGUUCGGGCCGGGACUAGUCAAAGAUAUUACCCUCUUUCAAGAUUGCGAGCCCGAGGUACUGUUGGAUUGGUCGUUUGAUGUAAAUUGUCUCUUUUGCUGCUUAAGACGAGAGAAAGUCAAGGAACACUUGGUUGGCAUCACUCCCCAGGUCUUAUCAGAGUCAGAGGACUUGAAACAGGACACGUCCAAAAUCACCCGCCUGGAGAAGCAAGCCGAAGAGUUCCUCAAUGCUGUCUUCUACAGAAAGGCAGACCUCCCAAGCUUCUCGGACCCCCACAUCCCUCUAGUGGCUCGUGAGAUAAUGCAGCGAAUGAUCCGUCAGUUCGCUGCCGAAUAUACCUCAAAAAACAGCUAUUCUCAGGACCCCCCCCAUCACCCCCAGCCCAACGGCAUCAAGGACCAAAGCCACCUCCUGCCGAGAGCGGCCUCUCCAGCCCCGGCCCCCCUCGCUCUGCCGGGGGCGUCCAGCCCCCCGUCCCCCGCCCCGGGCCUCAGCCCCGCCUCUGCCUUCGCCCCGGACAGUGGGAACGGAGCCGGUAGUAACUGUAGUGGUACCGGUGCUGCUGCCUCUGCACAGAACCCUGUCCUCAGCAAGCUUCUCAUGGCCGACCAGGACUCUCCACUGGACCUCACCGUCAAGAGGCCCGACCCCACAGAGACCAAAACAGAGGAUGGAGUCCUGGACCUCUCCACCAAGAAGGCCCACGGCAGCGUCCUCAAAACCUCUCCCAGUUACACCCUGUUGCCCACAGUGAAGGGGCGUGCCCUGAGAGUUGAGCGCUCCUUUCGGGACGUGGAGGAUGAUGACAUGCUGCCGAGAAGCUUACAGGACGAGCUGAGGGACAGCUACGUCAGUUCCGCCCCCCUCAAGCCCCCAUUGGCCCAUUCGCUGCUUAUAAAGGAGGAGCUCCUCAGCCAGAAGCACCGCCUCCUCGGCCAGCCUCCCGCUCUCUCAUUGGCUAGUCUGGAGGCGGCGGGGCUUCUCAACCACAGGAACAAAGGGAACCACGUGGAGCCCCACCCCCUCCUGGCACGGGAUGGCUCUCCGUGGGGUUCCUCCAGUGGUAAAGCCCACCACCACCAACUGGACAGCCUGCUGAGGCUGAAGCAGGCCAGCGCCAUCCUCUCAGACCUCCAAGACCUGCCUCUGUUCUUGGACAACCACCACCACGGGGCGUUCUCCUCCAAGAGCUCCUCCGGAGGUGGCCUCCGCCACCACCAUGGCUCCACCAAGACCCACCAUGAGGUGGUGGUGAAGAGGGAGCCGGGAGGCCACCACUCCCCGCCCGUGGACCUGAAGAUCCCCCAGGUGAGGGGCAUGGACCUGUCAUGGGACUCCCACGCCUCAGACCUGUACGGGUACGGGGCCAUGGUGGUGGGCGCCGGGGGCCACGGUGGGGUGGAGAAUGCUUUGAGCAGGAAGCUGAGGGUCAUCCUGCCCAAGCAGAACCGGCGUGCCGGUAGCCUGAGAGGCAGCCUGGGAGGUUUUCUGGAUGGGGCGGCAGACUACUGGAGCUCCGACGUGGACCAGGGGACCUCCGGGCAACCAUACCCGACCUCCGACCCCGAGGGCGACCCGUGCUCUAAGCAGCCCAGGAAGAAGAGGGGGCGAUACCGCCAGUACAACAGCCAGAUCUUAGAAGAGGCCAUCGGCAUGGUGAUGGGCGGGAAGAUGAGCGUAUCCAAGGCCCAGAACAUGUACGGGAUCCCUCACAGCACACUGGAGUACAAGGUGAAGGAGCGACUGGGCACACUGAAGAACCCUCCUAAGAAGAAGCUCAAAUUGACCUUGAGGAUGGGAGGACAGGAUUCCGCCGCCGAGUCAGAGACUACACCAACCGCGACGCCGCGAGAGGUUGCACCACCGGAUGCCGCCGAUCUGAACCACGAGCAAAAAAUGAAAAUGGAAUUUGAAGAUUAACUGAGAAACAACGAUGACGCCGAAUCCUCCCUUUCCUUAUAUAUGUAUAAAAACAUCUUAACAUUAAGACUAAAGUAACUGGAAACAAAUGGAGCUUUAUUUGUGCCAAUUUGCUGUUGCAGUAUCUGGGUGAGCACAAGCGCAGGGAUAUGAGGAGGAUUCUAAAACAAGCUGGAGAUGAAAACUAAACCAAUCGGCUGGUUCUGCGGUUGUCGUUUUGACACUGCACAUUUGUUUAGCUUUUAUAUCAAGCGGCGAAACAAAUGUGUCAAAAGCCACAAGUGAUGUGACAGUUAUUAAUUACAGUUUGUAAAGCAUGUUGAUUAUCCCCCCAAAACCCUAACUCCCCCUAUUCUGAACUUGAUACACUGACCCUGCAUUGGUUUUAAAUGCAGUCUGGGCUGCGGAAUAUCUCAACUUUGGGGAAAAUUAGAGGGGGUUAAAAAUGAACCCUUUUGAACAUACUAUUAUGGUCCCCCCUCUCUCAUUUAAGUACUAGUACCAAUUGGUAAGUGAACUGUCUCCUAUGUUUUGAACCAACUCUAAAACUAGUAAUGUCCCAGGAAGCUCUCUCACCAGGAAGCUGAAUCAAAACCGCAUUAUUUCGAUCGCCAGGUAGCCAUUUCUCUUUAACAAACGCAAAACUUUCUUUCCUCCUUCGAUAUUCUGCUACUCUUUAAAAGUAAACGAAAGCAACAUUGGCUGUGUCCUUUUUAAGGUAAAGACACAAAAUAGUCAAUCAGGGAUGCAUGUUCGUAAGUUUUAGUAAAUAACUACUACGUUUUAGAAUGUUUUGUUUGUUUGUUUUAUCUUCUUUUGUUUGGCUUUCUUUUGCACUACACUUUCAGUCUGGUGCUCACCGGCGCCGCCCAGUGGUGACAGACCAGGUUACCUCGGCAUUGCUGUCCUAGCAUCAUGCACUUAAGGUCUGUCAUAAUCCCCGGCCAACUGCGCUCCAGGUACAAGUUACCCGUAGCCACAGAUCUAGGAUCAGUUUACCCUGCCUUAACAAUUAGGGGGGAAACCUCAAAACUGACCUGAGAUCAGCAUGUAGGGGCAAUUUUAUAUCUCUGCUGCUCUCCUGGAGAGAGCUCCUCAACCUCAACGGUGGUAGGUAAAUGUUGCCUCUAACCACUGGUCCAUAGUCAGAUGUCUUUUUUUAUCCCCUUAUUGCUAAGGUUUGGAUUGGGGCUUGGUGAUCUGAUCCUAGUUCAGUGGUUGAGCGCAACUUCUACCUCAAUCACCUGCAACAAGUGCAUCUGUUCCCAAUCCCGAUCCUAGGGAGCUGUAGCCAUCUCUGGUUUUCAUUCCAACCAAUGACCUCAUGCAUAUGCGCUCAGCUAAUUAGUGGGCGGGGUUCUCCUAACACUAUGACAUCACAUGGAGUGAUAACCACAUGCAUUGUAGCUCUCCAAGACCAGGAAGUGGAAACAUUGCUGCUACAACUAUAUUAUCCUGUACUGAGCGAAGGUUUUACCAGCCUUACUGUCUCUAAACACUAAACAUUUCAUAAGGUUUUCUGUUUUAGAAUUCUAACUAAGUAAAAGCUUCUUAGUUGAUGAGUUUUGAAAUGGCUCCUCUCACUCCCAUGUGGUUUUAAAAUGUUCAAAGGUAGUUUCAAAGGCAGUUUAUUACGACAAUGUGCAUUUAUACUUGGG